Gryllus bimaculatus (two-spotted cricket) is the source of this 913-nucleotide messenger RNA. The record is from the annotation of a GenBank genome assembly. Lineage: Eukaryota; Metazoa; Arthropoda; Insecta; Orthoptera; Gryllidae.
UCAAGCGGCCUGGACUCACGCGGCAGUUGUGUUCGACCGCAGUUGUCUCGCGGUCUCCUGCGCGCCUGGUGCUCUCGCCCUCCUGGGCCUCCCGCCGCGACAUGUGCCAUCGAGUGACACGCGCCUGAACGCACACGCCCCUUGUUACUUUAGUUGUUGAGUGUUGAGUUAUUUUAUUCCCAGUACUUCUUCCACUUCGUGUUUUGACGUCAGUAUUGUUAUGACGCGUGCUUCGACAUUGUAAAAUACCAAGCAGAAGAGAUUGGAGGUUCAACAGCCGAGGGAUAUUCCCGGUUUCUUUGUAUGAGAAGAUCGUGAGCGCUCACCCGCCGCCAUGAGCCCCGUGCUGGACGAGGGCGCGCUGACGCCCGUGCUGCGCGACGCGCGCUCCGUGCGGCCCUUCCGCUCGUCCGAGGACUACCUGCUGGCCAUGAAGGAGGACCUGGCCGAGUGGCUCAACGUGCUCUACCCGGAGCUCGACGUCUCUGCCGACUUCUUCAUGGAGCACCUGGAGACGGGCGUCGCGCUCUGCAAGCACGCCAACGCGGUGCUGGAGGCCGCGGAGACGCUGCGCUCGGAGCGCGCAGACUGGCUGGAGAGCCACCCCAACUCGACGCAGGCGCACCUGGUGGCGGCGGUGGCGGCGCACGGGCCGGUCAACUACCACGUGCAGUCGGCGCGCCCGGGCACCUUCUUCGCGCGCGACAACGUCUCCAACUUCAUCACGUGGGCGCGGCGCGCGCUCAACCUGGAGCGAGAGAUCGACCGGGAGAUCGCGGCGGAGCAGCGCGGCCGCCAGGGCAGCGGCAGCGGCGACGACGACGCCGCUGACGACGAUGACGACGACGAGCUGCUGCUUCCCGCGGGCCCGCAGCCGCAGCUCGUCACCAACGACCUCAAGUCGCUGCACGAG